UUCUACAAUAAUUUUUGUUCGCUUCUGCAUACCGCUCGACAUCAACCUCGUGUUUUCCUAAAUCUGUGGAAUUUGUAUUUAAAUAUUGUAUUAAUACCAAUUCAAUAAAAUGGUAGCCAAAACAUUAAAUCCUAAAAAAGCAGGCAAGCAGAACCCAAAGAAAAAACAGACUUUGGAAAAAGCCCCCAAAGCAGUUUCUCCAGCGUCAGAAUCUGCAUCUGAAAAUGAAACUGAAACUAAAAUGGAAGUAGAAGUCGAACAAAAUUCAGAUGUGCGUGAUGUUGGCGUUGAACAAACACUUCUCAUUACGAAUCUUCCAGGCAAGGCUAAUCGUUCCCACAUUAUCAAUCUAUUUGCGCCCUAUGGAAAGAUUCAGUUAGUUCUAUUCACAAAAACCAAUAAUGAAGGCAAAGCUAGUGCCUACGUUGUUUUGGAUAGUGCCGAAGGUGCUAAAAAGGCUCUGGAACUCAACGGAAAAAAGAUCCAAACUGACGAGAUAAUUGUGCAGAAACCUUAUGAUGUGAAAGCAAACAUAGAUCCCACAAGGAAAGUUAAAAACUUCGUACUUCAAACUCCAACCAAUACAGUCUUUGUUCAAAAUAUGAAAAAAACUACUUUUAAUUUAACAUUGAAAAACUUCUUUUCGAGUUGCGGCGAAGUGGAAUAUGUUAGAAUUUUAAAAGAUCACAAGACCCAACUGUCGAAAGGAAAGGGAUUUGUGUGCUUCAAGGAUCCCGCUUCAAUAAGUGCGGCUUUGAAGUUAAGUGGCAAGAAGCUUGAUGAUCAGGAAAUCAGUGUCGAACCAUUUGAAGAACGCCCAAAGAAAACGUUUAAAAGCUUCAAUAAGGACUCAAACUCAAAGAAGCCUCAGAAAAAAGUUGCCUCUCAAUAAGAGUAAUUUGGGAAUGUAAUUGACGAGUUUAAUUUUGUAUGACUUUGAAUUGUUUAGGUUAGAAAUAAGAAAAUUUAUGGAAUAAAACAUAAAACGACAAAUGAAA
Molecule: messenger RNA, 998 nt
Organism: Eupeodes corollae
Lineage: Eukaryota; Metazoa; Arthropoda; Insecta; Diptera; Syrphidae
Exons: 4
Coding region: 110-892 (260 amino acids)
Cellular component (GO): cytosol
Molecular function (GO): mRNA binding
Source: RefSeq, a predicted model, not a curated record